AUGUCUAGCCGAUUCGUUUCCGGCGGGACGAUAAGCGGCGAAGGGUCAAAGGACGAGGCCGUCGCUGCUACUGCUACAGCGAGGGAGCCGCUGGCGAAGAAGAGCGUGGAGUGGGAGACGGUGCAGCAUGAGCUUGAUGAGGAGAGGAAGCGGAGGGAGCACGCGAGGGCGGAGUUGGCGGAGGGGGGGCAGCAGAGCUUGUAUGACAUUCUGCAGGCGAAUAAAGCGGCGAAGCAGGCUGCGUUUGAGGAGCAGAAUAAGCUGAAGAACCAGUUCCGGGCGCUGGAUGAUGAUGAGAUUGAGUUUUUGGAUGAGGUGAGGGCUAAGGAGAAGGCUGAGGAGGAGAGGGCGAGGAGGGAGGUUGAGGAAGGGCUGAAGGCGUUUCGGGAGAGACAGAAGAGCAGCGGCGGCAGCGGCGGCGAGACUUCCGGGACGGCGAAGGAGGAUGCUGGAAGGGAAGAGGAGGAGGAGUGGGCGGUUGGUGGGAGGAAGAGGAAGAGGCAUGAGAGGGAGGUGUUGGGGGUGAAGAAGAAGGCUGUUGCUGGUGAUAGAGGGGGAGGGAGGGAUGAGGUUGGGGGAGUUGAUAAGAGUGAUGGUGAUGAUGGGAAGAAGAAGGUUGAGAGUGAGGGUGAGAAAGUGAAAGAGAAAGAAAAGGAGAGGGAGCCUCCUAAGGAAGAGAAGAAGGCGAGCUUAGGGCUGGUGGCAUAUGAUUCAGACAGUGACGACGACGAAUGA
Messenger RNA from Trichoderma breve, 735 nucleotides. RefSeq lists its product as uncharacterized. Bases 1 to 735 code for a protein of 244 amino acids. The transcript is spliced from 2 exons. The record is from RefSeq and is a predicted model, not a curated record. Lineage: Eukaryota; Fungi; Ascomycota; Sordariomycetes; Hypocreales; Hypocreaceae. Gene Ontology annotation, cellular component: nucleus.